AUGACCGCCGAAAUGCAUUCUCCACCUGCGACCAGGGACAAGUUAAAUGUCUAUACUUUGAUCUUGAUCUCCUAUCUCGGACUUGGUUCAAUGAGCUUUGGCUAUGCAGCCUCCGUCAUCGGAACGUUGCUAGGGCAGCCAUCUUUUCUGGAGUACUUCAACCUCGAAACAUCUUCCAAUGGUACCACUCUGAUCUCGACUAUGAACGGUGUCUUUCAGACCGGGGGGUUUCUAGGAGUGUUGUGCUUGCCAUGGGUCGCCGACAAAUACGGCAGGAAAUGGUCGCUCGCAGUGCCUGCUUUACUGAUUAUCGUGUCCGGUGCAGUCAUGGCUGGCAGCACUAAUGUGGCAGAGUUCAUUGUCUUCCGCUUCUUUUCGGGCGCCGGCGCCUAUAUGUUCGUUGCAGCUCCUCCGCUGAUGAUGAGUGAACUCGUACCGGCUAAUCUUCGUGGUGGGCUGGUUGAGUUCCAUGGGGUUUUUUACGUCUUCGGGUACUUGACAGCAACAUGGAUUGGAUUUGGGUGCUUCUUUUGGCCUAAUAACGGCCACAACUGGCGCCUGCCGGUAGCUUUACAAUGCUUAUGGCCGUCGUUACUCCUUUCCGGGCUUUUUGUCUGUCCGGAAAGCCCCAGGUGGCUUGUCAUGCGAGGCCGCGACGAGCAAGCGAGACAAGUUCUCAUCAAGAUACAUUCUCAUUCGGGAGUCGGUCACGAUCGGGCGAACCUCGAGUUGUAUCAAAUUCAGAAACAAGUGGCGAUUGAUCGCUCCCUGCCAUCGAGCUGGUACCAGAUGUUCAAAAGGCCAUCAUACCGUAAGCGUGCCUUGCUUGGACUCGCAACUACGGGGAUGGUUCAGUUCUCGGGAGUGCUGGUUAUCAAUAACUACGGACCGGUGAUCUAUAGGCUGUUGGGCUACAGUCCCAUGAAACAGCUCCUCUUCCCAUCUCUCUGGCUUACCGUCGGCUUCGUGUGCUUCUUCUUCGGUCCGAUUUUGAUUGACAAGAUUCCUCGGAAUUGGAUGCUGGGCAUCGGCAUUCUUGGAACCUCGACUAUGCUGAGCAUUAUCGCGGCGCUCCUCGCCAAUUUCGUCCCUUCCACCAACACUGCUGCAUUGAAAGCCACGGUAGCUAUGUUUUUCCUCUAUCAGCCAUUCGUCAACAUCGGCCUUGAUGGAACACAGUUCGUGUACUUGGGGGAGGUCUUCCCCAACCACCUUCGCGCCAAAGGAGUCUGUCUCGGCACUUCUAUGAUAGCGUUCAUGAAUAUAAUAUGGCUUCAAUCAGCCCCCGAAGCUUUGAAGAAUAUACAGUGGAAAUUCCUGCUCUGCUUCAUCAUUCCGGGUUUUCUCUCCGGGUUCUGUGUUCUUAUGUUCUGGCCAGACACUCGGGAUACGCCCUUGGAAGAGAUCGGCGCCAUCUUCGGUGACGGCGACGAGAUUGCGGUAUACCAGUACCAGCUUGAGAUCGACCCCACAACGCACACGAUCCAUGACCACACCGAGCGGCCUGACGCAGAUAUAUCUGUAGCAGAUGUCAAACAAGAGUGA
This is a messenger RNA of Fonsecaea pedrosoi CBS 271.37, 1545 nucleotides long. RefSeq lists its product as uncharacterized. The transcript is spliced from 8 exons. The coding region runs from base 1 to 1545 and encodes 514 amino acids. NCBI's taxonomy places the organism in Eukaryota, Fungi, Ascomycota, Eurotiomycetes, Chaetothyriales, Herpotrichiellaceae. Gene Ontology annotation, biological process: carbohydrate transport; transmembrane transport. Gene Ontology annotation, cellular component: membrane. The record is from RefSeq and is a predicted model, not a curated record. Gene Ontology annotation, molecular function: carbohydrate:proton symporter activity.